This is a messenger RNA of Anopheles funestus (African malaria mosquito), 863 nucleotides long. RefSeq names its product dynactin subunit 5 (gene DCTN5-p25). The coding region runs from base 122 to 682 and encodes 186 amino acids. NCBI's taxonomy places the organism in Eukaryota, Metazoa, Arthropoda, Insecta, Diptera, Culicidae. The transcript has 3 exons. The record is from RefSeq and is a predicted model, not a curated record.
UUCUAACUGUCAAGCGAAUGAAACUGCUAUGAACGUACCUCCUUUACAUGCUGUUUCGGGAUUUGUUGUGGAAAGUGCAAUUGUUUAGAUUCCGUUUGCUCGUAGGUUUAUGGAUUAAACGAUGGAUGCCCUGAAUACGUACUACAGCAAAGAAGAGUACGUGGAAACUGCGUCCGGCAACAAGGUUAGUCGCCAGACGGUACUGUGCGGGUCGCAGAACAUCGUCCUACAUGGCAAGGUAAUCGUGCAAAGUGGAGCGAUCAUUCGUGGAGAUUUGGCUGCUGUACGUACCGGAAGAUAUUGUGUCAUUUCGAAAGGAUCCGUCGUGCGACCACCGUACAAACAGUUCAGCAAGGGUGUGGCCUUUUUCCCACUACAAAUCGGAGAUCAUGUGUUUAUUGGGGAGGGUGCCGUUGUGUCUGCGGCAUCGAUCGGAUCAUACGUUUACAUUGGCAAGAACGCUGUGAUAGGUCGUCGAUGCAUGCUGAAGGAUAACUGUAUUGUUGAGGAUGGAGCUGUUGUUCCGCCGGAAACGACAAUUGCCAGCUACAUGCGCUACACCGCCGAUGGAAGAAUUGAAGGUGGUCAAGGUAAUCCGGAUUUCGUGCCUCACGCCAUGUUGGACUUGAUGAUUGAGUUCACCAAAUCGUACUACGAUCAUUUCGUACCGGCUCCCAACUGACGGCAACGUGAACUCUCGGGUCCUCCACCGAGAGUUUCUCGUAUGCAAUGAAAGAAUGUUUUCUCCGCAACAUUUCCACGGCAAUCUGCAAACAUCAUUCAUUAAUAACUAAUCGUAACCUACAAACACAUAUUUAUUCGAAGCGAUAACAAAUAAAUCGUAUACAUUGUUAGGCGAAAAA